AUGGAAUCAGUAGUUCUUGAGACAAGUUUGGGCGACAUUCAACUAGAACUCUAUUGGAACCAUGCACCACGGGCUUGCAAGAACUUUGCAGAACUUGCAAAGAGAGGGUACUACAAUGGGGUCGUUUUUCACCGCAUCAUAUCAGAUUUCAUGAUCCAAGGUGGAGAUCCCACAGGAACCGGGAGGGGUGGCACGAGCAUAUAUGGCCAAAAAUUCGAAGAUGAAUUACAUCCGGAGUUGAGAUUCACAGGAGCUGGGAUUCUUGCCAUGGCCAAUUCUGGCCCAAAUACGAAUGGAUCUCAGUUUUUCAUUACACUCGGGCCAACCCCAUACCUCGACAACAAACACACGAUCUUCGGGCGUGUAAGCUCAGGUAUGAGAGUGGUACAGCGUCUAGGCUCAGUGGCCACAGAUGCACAGGAUCGACCUAGGGAGGAUGUCAAAAUUCACAAAGCCCGCACAAUAUAA
Psilocybe cubensis is the source of this 468-nucleotide messenger RNA. RefSeq lists its product as uncharacterized. Gene Ontology annotation, biological process: protein folding; protein peptidyl-prolyl isomerization. The record is from RefSeq and is a predicted model, not a curated record. Gene Ontology annotation, cellular component: catalytic step 2 spliceosome. NCBI's taxonomy places the organism in Eukaryota, Fungi, Basidiomycota, Agaricomycetes, Agaricales, Agrocybaceae. Gene Ontology annotation, molecular function: peptidyl-prolyl cis-trans isomerase activity. The transcript is spliced from 6 exons. Bases 1 to 468 code for a protein of 155 amino acids.